Messenger RNA from Trichomycterus rosablanca, 1226 nucleotides. It is a transcript of the gene nipsnap2, whose product is annotated as nipsnap homolog 2. Gene Ontology annotation, cellular component: mitochondrion. The record is from RefSeq and is a predicted model, not a curated record. The transcript has 10 exons. NCBI's taxonomy places the organism in Eukaryota, Metazoa, Chordata, Actinopteri, Siluriformes, Trichomycteridae. The coding region runs from base 1 to 858 and encodes 285 amino acids.
AUGGCGACGGCAUUCCUUCAGCGCACCAUUUGCGGCCUAAAUGUGGCUAAAAACAAGGCCAGGACUAAAGAACGGGUGCUUUUUAUCAGAGCUUUGUCUGCGUCUAGUAACAGGAGUCGGGAGGAGAGCUGGAUUAAAUCUGUAUUCGUGCGCAAAGUGGACCCUAGGAAAGACGCCCACUCUCACCUCCUGGCUAAGAAAGAAGAGAACAAUCUGUAUAAAAUUCAGUUUCACAAUGUGAAACCUGAAUGUCUGGAAUCCUACAACAAGCUGUGUGAGAACGUGUUGCCUUCAAUCCAUGCUGAAAAAUACUACCCGUGUGAGCUGGUGGGAACGUGGAACACUUGGUAUGGAGAGCAGGACCAAGCUGUACACCUGUGGCGCUAUCGAGGAGGCUACCCGGCCCUUACUGAAGUCAUGAACAAGCUGAAAAAUAAUAAGGAAUUUUCGGACUUCAGGAAGGAACGAGGGAAGAUGCUCCACUCUCGUCGCAAUCAGCUACUGCUCGAGUUCAGCUUCUGGAACGAGCCGGUUCCAAGAGAUGGACCGAAUAUCUACGAACUCCGAUCAUACCAGUUAAGACCUGGCACAAUGAUUGAGUGGGGAAACUACUGGGCUCGAGCCAUUCGCUAUCGGCAACAUAACCGCGAAGCAGUCGGAGGAUUCUUCUCUCAGAUUGGAGAUCUUUACAUGGUCCAUCACCUGUGGGCGUACAAGGACUUACAGUCUAGAGAGGAAACCAGGAAUGCCGUGUGGCAGCACGAGGGCUGGAAUGAAGUUGUGUACUACACAGUGCCCCUUAUUCAGCACAUGGAGUCCAGAGUGAUGAUUCCAAUGAAGACAUCGCCACUAAAGUAAAGCUCCACGGCGUCUCGCAGCCUUCUGAGUGGAUUCUGUUUGGAUAACUCAGCUAUUUAUUGUAAUGUUUUCAUCUAAACGCACAAAAUACAUUGUUAAGUCUUCAAAACAUAUUUCAGAUCUGGUCUGUGUAUCAGACUGGCACAGUUUUUACUCCAGAACCACUUACUGACCUUAUUAAGUUGUGAACAGUGAACAGUCAAAAGCUCGAGGGUUCGAAUCCCAGCCCUGCCAUACAGCCACUGUUGGGCCCUCGAGCAAGGCCUUUAACCCUUUCAGCUCCAGUCUCGCCGUUCAAUGGCUGACCCUGCACUUGUUGUACUGUACAUCUAUAUAUGUAUAUAUACAAAUAAAGGCAUUCUAUUCUA